UUUCUUUGGUGGAAGCAGAUGGUUCUUUCAAAAGUCCUUAGUUGGUUUCUUAGGAAGCUUCUAAGUCUGGUAUUUCCAGGGAUAGAUGUCUCUUCUGUUGAUUUCGAUUGGUACAGUGGACUUGUUGUUAUUCAAAAGGUUUUUAUUCCUGGCGAACACUUCCAAGUUAUCCCCCCUUUGUUGCCAAUGCACUUAAAGGCUGUGUACAUUGGAAAGCUUCUUCUGAAGUUUCAGCUAAAGUCCUGGUUUUUCCACAAUAUAGAAAUUGCAAUUCAGGAAGUUUCCUGUUGUCUGGAAACUUUCUCCAUAUCGGAGCUAUCAGAACUUGAAUUUGAAACGUAUAGCCGAAGUUUACGGGCAUUUUACUUGAAGCGAAAAAAGAAACGUUUAAAACUAUUGGAUAAGCAAUUGAGAGACUAUUUUUUUAAUCCACAACAAGUACCCGACGAUUCUCUGCGACAGCUGUUGGUGAAGUCUGCAGCGAAAAUAUUUGCGCAAUUCAAGGUAACAGUCGAAAAUCUUCAUAUCCGUUUAGAGGACUGUCAUACAGCUUUGAGUGGUCCGCUCUGCUGUGGAGUUUUUGUAGAAAAGUUAUUGGUUGAAAGAGCAUUCUUUAAGAGCAGGCCUUUUGUUUGGGAUAUCAACUCUCUGGAAGUGGCGUUGGACAUUCAUAAAUAUAUUCAUCUGAAGAAUCUGAACGUCUAUUUGAAUUCGUACGAGUUUCCUAUAUCGCAUAUUAGUUCCGCUAGUCAGUUUUUGGAACAAAUGAAAAGAUCUGGAAAAGAGUCGCAGUGUCUCAUUUCUUCAUUUUGUGCCAAUGGAAGUCUCAAUUUGCUGUUUCCUCCUGUGGAUUUUUCAGAAUCUUUGAAAAUUUCCCUCGAUGUUCAAGCUUCCGAAUUGAAUGUGACUGCAAGUGCUGAGCAAAUCAGGUGUAUUUCGUACAUAGCCACUUACAUGGCAUUUCAUGUGCAGUUGACACAGCGAAGACUAAAAAGUCACCUGCCGACUUGCAGACCUAAGAAAGAUUUGAAUAUUUCAGAAUGGUGGCAGUAUGCUUUGCGAUGUGUUGUUGAUCAGAUUAAUCUUCCCACCAGAAUUUGUCCGUUGUGUGUAAAAGCUUUGGAAUGCGUUGAUGGUGGCACUUUUUACACAUCUUCGAUAGGAUCUUCUCUUUUGCACAAUUCACAUUCUGAAAUACAGGAUAUGAUGCAAUUUGGGAAUCGCAGAAUUCUUAUCGCUGUAGUAUACUCCCUUAUAGUUCAAUCUCGUUUUAUUCGAAAGAAAACAUCGAAUAACAUUGUUUUGGAAAAUGUUUUAUUGGAGGAGGAGUUAAUUUUUGGAAGAACAGCUGCAUAUUAUCUUACUUAUCAGAAAGGAGAGUUUCCCAAUAUGAACGGAAUAUCUUCGAUGAAUGGUGAUUCCGCUGCAGAUGUAGACAAGGUACAAAAGUCUAAUCAAGUUGAGGAUUGUCAUAUGUUUGUCGAUUUUGUAUGGAAUUUUUAUCAGAGUAUUCAGAACAAGCCUACUUUCUUUGAAACAGCCAUAAAGUUGACACUGUCGAACCUGAUUACCGCUGCUUAUGAUUACAACGAAGAUGAUAAGAGGCUAUGCUAUCCUCUUUUAUCGUUGAAAGGUAAUGAUCUUGGAAUAGUUUUUUCAACUGCUCAGCAACUACCGAACGAUUGUCUAUCGAUGUAUGAAAGUAACAGCAAGCAUCCCAUGCUGGGAUACUUAUGGAUCAAUAUGGACUCACUAACUCUCAACUUAUAUGACGAAUAUUCUCCAACAUUUCAAAAACUUUCCACCAUUCAUUUCUUAUCUGGACGAGGAAACCCAUCUUUGAACUUGCUUCUUUGUCUGCAUAGAAAUUUUAGACUUGUUUGGGAAACUAAAAUGUUUCUUCAUACUGAAAAAUGGUUGCAAUGUUUAGCUACAAGAGAUGGUCCCUUCCUAUCCAUUGAUAUAUGUGGGAUUGAAGCAGAGUUGUCAUCGUUGGAUGCUCUCACAAGAGUUAUUCGAUUUUCAUUACAUUGUAUUCCCAGGAAGCCUAUUCAUUUGGAGACUCUCACACCUUUCAGAGUAUUCGGUCAGAAAGAAUAUUGGACUCAAAUUUGUCGCAAGGUUCAACAACCGAGACUAAAGCUUCGUAUAAACCUUGGUUCAGCAGAGAUUGACUUGCUCUGCAAAGAUAUUCAAUCCAAAACUUAUGUGGAAUUACAUAUGGAUAAAUUGAGCUUUCACAAUGCAUUGCCGACGACAACAAUCUCACCCUGUUGUGAAGAAGAUUGGCCAAGGAUAUAUCUGUAUCAAGAUUGGAUAAUAGAGUUUCAACGAGUCGCCGCAGAUUUUUCUCUUGAAUUUACAUCCACCGAAAAACUACGAAUUCUUCACCUCCAUUCAGAUCAUCCAUCUCAGUUGUUGUUUUCGACUUGUAGUAUCGCAUCGGAUCUUCAUUUGCCUUCUCUAAAUAUAAAUGCGAAUUCCAGCCUGUAUUUGGCAGUCGAUCUCAGUGAGUUUGAGGGAAUUUCCAAGCUCAUAAAGACUAUUCAAGAAAUCUUGGAGAAAGUUCGACACAGUUUGAAUUCAUCCAAAAGGUUGAUUUACACUCUAAUGGGUAAAAUUCAGCAAGGAAGUGUGCCAAUGAAAGGUUUGAUUGAGUUGUAUCAAGAUGGUCUAUUGUGUCUUUGCACCAACGGCCUUGAUAACGAUGCAAUAGUUUGCGAGCGUUUGAGAAACGUUGAAGUGGGAACAAACUGUCGUAUAGAUAAAGACACGUUAAAACUAAGGAAAAAAAUGGGGAAUGAAGAGUGCCUUUUCAAGCCAGACAGUGUUCAUUCAUUGGAAAGUUUCAUUCGUUUGCUCAGUAUGCAAGUUUCUGAUGAAAAACAUCCUUUUUCCGAACCAUUUCUUGCUUCACAAAAACGGAAACUAGAUUUUUGUAUUGCUCUUGACCUGACCUUGCAAUUAGAAUUGCCAGAUUCCCAUGUUGAGUCACAGGAAGAAGAAUAUCCCAGAAGCUUAAUUUGCCAACUUACAAAGUUGGAGUUACUUGGAAUGUUCUCAUCUGCGAAGUUUAAUUUGGAAGCCUAUUUGCAAUCGAUUAAGAUAUGGUAUGGUAAUCAAAAUUCCAGUCAAAGAGAAAUCCGUGUCGAGUUAUCCGCUCCUCCAAAGUUGCAGAAUGUGGAACCUACGAUAUCAAAACCUUCUUCUUUAUAUUUGCAGGCGACCAAAGAAACCACGUCAAACUUGUCAACAAAUUUUUUUAUAAAUGUUGCUCUGUGUUCUUUAAAAGGUGUAAUUUGGAGUAGUCAAAUUACUGAAAUAUUGGAAUUGUUGAAACAGAUGAAUUCUUUGUUGAACCCAGAUAGGAACGACAAGAACGCUCAGCAAACUUUGAAGAAAAAGUCUCAAGUUCAAUUCGGGUUGAAUUUACGAAUUUUUUCUAGUCAAGUUGAAUUUAUUUAUCCUAAUUUGUCUAAACGUUCAUCAACUUUGGCAGUUUUCCGAAAAUUGGCUUUGAGUUUCGAUGAACUUCAUUUUAGUUUGAAUACUUCAUUCAAGAGUGAGAAGUUACGAUUGUUUGCGGAUCUUGGACCUCAGACAUUAGUUAUUCACAGUCUGAUGGAGAAUAAUGCAGUGACAUUGGUUGCCGAAAGAGAAAAGAUUCUGAGUUUUCAUCCCAAAGACGACAAGUUGUUUCCAUUGCAUUUCGAUAUGUCUUUGAAUGCAGAUACUGAAACGCAAAAUACAUUGUUGCUCACAUUUCGUCUUUCUCAACUUCAUAGUUUAUAUAAUCACUUUGCCAUUAUGGACCUUGUAGUAGUUAUUCUUCGUUUCGUUGCUUUGGGAAAUAUGCGAAAUUCAAACAAAAAGAAGGACAACGUUACAAGCAUCCUUUUGAGUCUUCAUUUUACUAUCGAUAAUCCAACUAUCGGUAUUCCAUGCCUGGAUGACACUGAUUCGUUAUCAAACUAUCUGCAGUGCAACUCUCGUAAUGUCCAACUCGGAAUCAUGGUCAAAAAUGAAGGAGCAGGUUCACCUGAGAACAACGGCAAUCAUCAAGUUAGUAUUAUCAUUAAAGGCGAGGAUUGGAAGGUUGAUCAAGGGUUCGUUUUUCGCAGAGAAGCAAGAGACUCAGUUUUUAUUUUGGUUCCAUUGCUUUAUCCUAGUCAUAUGAACUUGAAUAUUUUAAUGGGAUCCUCUCAACCUCUAACCUUAUCUAUUUCUAGUUCUCAUUUGUCGAUACUUCUUAGAAAAGCUUCCAUAUUGGACAUCUUGCGUUUGGUGUUUCCGAUAUUUGUGACGUAUCCAUAUACGUUGUUGCAAGGGAAUAGUAAUUCUCCUAUGAAGGAACAACCAUCGACCAAUAAGAGUAUUUCGAUAAGACACCAAUUUGAUAGUAUUUCUAUCAAGUGGUUUGAUGAGAAUUCAGAAUUGCUCCUUCCAAACAGUGUUUUUGCCAUGGACAUGCCUUUGGAUAUUUUAGAAGAACUGGAAAAUUGGAGUCUUUGGAAUGAUUUUGUUGAUACUGAAUGGAUCAGAAAUGAGUUAUUAUCCAAUAACUUUAUAUUAGAAAUAUUUCUCGGUGGAAAGGUCGAUGAUAAAGUGCCUGGAACCAAACUUCAUAUGAAUAUAGCUUCGAAAAACAUUCACAUUGGAGAAUCAUACUCCUCAUUAUAUGAAUGGCAUUAUUUCUCACGAAUUUCUUCCCUAGUUACUAUUGGAAGUUUUGCGUUUUCUCUUUCGUUGGAUCCUUCAUCUUUUGGAAUACAGGUUACUUCAAAAGAUAACCAAUCCUUACAGUUGUUUUUGGGAAUGACCGGUACUAGACAGUUGGUAGCUAACAUCGUCUAUAUCGUUAAGGAAAUCCCAAGUUAUCUGAACAGCAUUCGUGGCGUUGGUAAUGAAGUCUACUCAGCAACUGCAGAUACUCGUAAUGACAAGCAGUUCACAUGGGAUAUCGACCUGCCAAUAGAGUUGCACUUUAUCGCUGGUAUAUCGAAAGCCAGGAAUGUGGAAAUCAAUGAUGGGUUUCAUGAGUUGAUUUUGAGAGUUAAUCCUAAUCUAAAGGGAACCAUUCAAGUAAGUUCAUUUUUGAUUCUUUUUGAAAAUGCAUUUACAUUCUUUCAGACGCAGCCUUAUCUGGAAAUUCAUGAGUUGUCUUGUCUGUUGCAUCAAUUUGUGUGUAUUCAUCGUUCUUGGAGUAUAUUUCAAGACAAGUCCUACAAUAUUAUCGUUCCUAUUGAAAUUUCUGUCAAGGUAAUGGUGGGACCAGAUGAGACAGCAUCAUCUUCGGUUAUUUCCAACAAUAUCAAUACAGACUCUGCAUCAAAAUCCAUUGUAUUUAGUAUGACAAGAGUAGAAGGAUAUUUGUUGAUGGAAGAUGUCGUUCUUAUUCUUUCCUGUAUUAAGGAAUGCAAGGACUCUUUUCAGUUGUCGAAUACUUCACAUACAGUGAGGAAGACGGAAAUGAAUAGAGUUCUAUCCGUACCUUGUUACAAGGAACAACUUUCAUACAAUCUGGAUAUUCAAAUGGAAGACAUUCGUCUCAGUCUAAUCAGCUAUGAACGAGGUUCUUCUUUUAGUAUUGUGGAGACAGUUGUUAGCAAUUUUCAUGGAAGUGGAAUGUUUUGGUCACUAACUAGCGAAUACUCUUUGCAUUUGUCUCUGUUAUUGAGACUUUAUCAGUUUGCAGUUGUACAUGGGACGUGGAAUAACCUACUAGAACCCUGUCAAGUCGAGUUUGUAGCUAUGAGGAAGUUGGAAUGUGCUGAUCGUAAACAACAAGUUCAUAUUUUGCUUGGAGAUGCAAUUCAAAUCACAUUGACAGAAACUUGGCUCCAUUCUCUAAUUUCAUAUAUCACGAGAUGGAAAGAUGUUUCAGUAUUGUUCUUCUCCAAAGUCUCCUUGAUAGAAUUGCAAAGAUUUGAAAGUCUGAUUAACAACAAUAGUAAGGAGAGUACAGAUAGCCAUUUACAAAGUGCAGAUUCGUCUUUGGAGUUUAAGCCAAGUCAUUCAAUUCGUUCUGUACUUAUCAGAAAUGGAACUGGUUUAGAUUUCAUGUUGACAGGAUGCAGAUGGGAAAAGGAAGACAUUUUAUUUUGUGAUGAUAUGAGAUUGGCAAGAAAUAGCGAACAAGUUAUUUAUAUACACAGUCGUUUUUUGGAUCGUAUUCAUCGAUGGGCAGACAGAGAUGAGUCUUUCACUGAUAAGUUGGAACAAUCUGUCAAACUAACCGUUACAUUUCUACCUAUUCCUUUAAGAGCUAAAGGGAAAAUACGUCUAUUUCAAGAAGACGUCUAUUUUCUACCGGUGUUUGAAAUGGAUGACUUGAAUGAAAUGGGCACUCUUUGUUUGCAAGUGUCUCUGUUGGAAACUCAAUGGGAGAUAGUCAUUCGUUCGGUCUUCAAGUUUGUAAACAACACCAACUUUGGAUUGUUAUUUCUUUUGGAAGACUCUGUUGGCAAUAUUUAUGAUCCAAGCCUAUCUUCUAGUACUUGUAGUGAUGUAAAUAAGAUAAUGUUGCAGUUAUAUCAAGUACCCAUUGUAGAGAAGGAUAGUCAGUCUGAAAUUUUUGCGUCACAUGAGAAAAGUUUGAGCGGUUCUGUUAUUCAAAAGGCAUCUUUUCUGAAUUCUGAUUCGAAUUUCAUUAUUCCUUUUGUAUUUUGUAGUUGGACGUGCUAUGUUCGAUUUGCAGUAGAGAGUUGGAAUGAUGAUAAUGAUGCAUUAGCUUCUCAUUGGAGUGUUUCAGUUCAGUUGAAAGAAGAAUUCAUUCUAAAAGAAAAACAUGUUUUAGUAUCCUUUCCAAUAAGAUGGACAAAACUUUUCGAGGAAGAUAUCGUUGCAGUUUCAUACAAAAGACAAGAGAAUAGUGUACAACGACAAAGUUCGGUUUGUCUUGCAGAAAGAAUAGAAGAAAACUCGCAUUCUUCGUCAAAGAGGGAUGGAUUCUAUAAAAGACCUAUGGAUGUGACAGGAGCAGUUUUAUUGCAGUGUUUAUCCUGUGGAGAAAUGAAGAUUAUGGCUCCUUUGCUUGUAAGGAACGAACUGGCAGUUGCAAUCUCUUAUCGAAUGUAUGUGGGAAGACAACAUAAUGGCUAUGUGUAUUGGAUCUCUUGGAAGGAACUUCAAGGACGUCUUCAACCAGGUGAAACCACUCAAUGCAGAAAGAAAUAUUGCCUGUAUUCAUCUUGUCUCUUAGCAAUCGAAUGGUUUCAGUUGGGUGAUCUAUCGGGAAUUUUUGUGGAACCUAAUCAAGUUCAUCAUUUUGAUAAUUUAUCAUCCUGGAAAAAGUUAGUCCUAUUUCCUAUUGAUUCUGAUUGUUUGAUUGACAGCUGGAACACAAUGGAGACUAAAAGAUGCCUCAAAGAACAUCAUGCUACAUUUUACCAUUCGGAUGGUCGACUAUUGCAAAUGCACUUUGGCCUUUUCCUAGGAGAGAACGAUUCUAGUUUACUUGCUCGUUUAAGCAGUCCGUAUUGGGUAUCCAAUUGUACUGGCUUACCAUUACUUUUCAGAGAUAUUUUUGGUAUAGCCAGUGGUAUUUCUUCUACUAUAGAAAACGUUCAUUCAGGUGUCGAAGAUACGUUCCCUGUUAUGAUGUCACUGAAUCAUCUUGACAAGGCUGGAAUGUUGCGAAUUGGUCGCAAAGGUCUUCAUUACAUUUCGAUUUGGAUACCUGAAUGUCCUAAGAGUCGUGCAAUUCCUGUCAGUAUUUUGGGUUAUCAUUCUGUAACACUGAAAGUUGCUUAUUCAUCUAUUUAUCGAAUACCCAAACUUUCUAUUUAUUCCUCGUUACGAAGAGGACUUUUUGAAGCGGCUGCAUUUCUUCGUUUAAGUGUCUAUACGCAGUUUCAUCCUUCUUAUGAAGAUUCCAAGGCAUUAUCGAUUUUGCCUGAAACCCUUUUUUGUUUUCAACUGGAAGAACAAGACUUGGUCAAUGACCCGCUCAUUCAAAAGUUUGCUUCAUUUGGAGUCGAAAUGGAUCAUGUGGCUCUUCAUGGUGUCUAUCUUGGUCAUAAUGGGCGCAAAACAGACAGACGGAUCGAGUCUGAGACUCACGCUACACGCAAGCUAUUUCAGUGGGUUAGUUUAAAGGACAAAGUGCCUCUGCUUUUUCAAAAUAUGCCGACAAGAAAACGAACAAAAUUAUGUAUUCGGAUUGGGUUCCGAAUGUCUCGUAAAUAUGAAGAGGAAGGAUAUGAAACUCAGUCAAUUUCCGUUUCUUCCGCACAAGACGAAGUGGAGAGAAACGGUGGAAACUAUGUUUUUCUUUGGAGUGAUUGGUUUGCUGUCAACGCUCCUUCAGAGUUUACUGUCGCUGUAAAUAUUCCUAAAGAAAUGGAACAAUUAAAACGCAUUGAAUCUCUACAAGUUUCAGAUUCUAUUUGGAAAAGACCCCACACUGUUUUUGAUUAUCCUUAUCCAGAAGAUUUUAUGUUGGAUAGGAUAUUUUGGAUGAUAAGGACUUCACGGGAUCCUUCAACGAGAACACAAUUCAUCAUAUUGAAGAAAGCUUAUUCACAAACGAAGACAGAAAUCAAAAACUGGACGCUAUUUUUGAUUGCAUAUGGUCAAGAAAAGUAUCUGCAUGACAUCAGACUUGUUCCAUCUCAAACAAGUGAACGAUUGAUAUGGAGCGAUCCUUUAGCAACAAGGGUCAUUUCUCUAUUCGUUCAACAUCGCCAAGGCAUUUCUAAAUUUCGUCUGAAUAUCAAAGAUAUGGGUACUCAAGUUCUUACGGAGCAAUUAAUGAGUAACGAUGCAUCAGACUCUUCUUUUUAUCAAUUGAAUGCUACAGUAGAACUACUUGGAAGAGUUUUGACCAUUCGAUUGGAAAGUAUACGCAAAGAGACUUAUGACUGGACACAUUCCCUAUACUCUUCGGUAGCACAACGUUGGAAUUUUCUAGUUCCAUGGAAACGAAGUAAAUAUUUAAAGGUUGCCACCCCCAAGUCGACAGCAGUUGUGGAAUCGACAGAAACUAGUCAAGUUUGUUCCUUCCAUUUUCAAGUGACGAUUCCGUUCAUUGGCAUAUCUUUUAUAGACGAUGAGGAGCUUUGGGAAGAGUGUUUUUACAUUUCUUUAUCGAAUUUAUUGUUUUCUUUAAAACAACAGUCAUCCAUAAGGAAAGUAGAGAUGACAGUAUCUCAUUUUCAAUGUGACCAAUCUAUCACCUUAAGUGAUAGUCCCGUAUUGUUAGCAUCUCUGCAACAUCCCUUUCUCUUCAUAUUUCUAGAAAUGCAGUCCUUUGAAACCGUCAAUCACUACCAUCAAAUAGAUGUUUUGGUAUCUGAAUUUGCUUUGAAGAUGGAUAAUGAACUGUUGUUUCGGCUAUUGGAGUUUAUUAAGCAAAGAGCCAAAUAUUUUAGUCAAGCAUUGGAUAGUUUUCAUAUUUUGGAAGACGUUUGGUUGUCUCGAGGGGAUUCUUUGCCAUCAGUAGAGCAAGUAUUUACAAAGUUGAUUUCGCCUCAUUUGAAUCGUACCGACACACCUUCUUAUUUUGAACAUGUCAUAUUGCAUCCUGUAGCUUGUCGUUUUUCAUUUACUAUGAAAGGUAGUUUUGAAAGAGGUUGGUUGCCUUUUAUGGAAUCGUGGAUGAGAAAUACUGGUCUAUUAUUGGGUGAAAUUGAAGAUAAUCUUUUAUGGGUUGAUCAACUCGAGUUGAACAAUGCUGUCGAGACAUUAGAUGGUUUGAGUCGCAACAUUUUGUGGCAUGUUAUCAAGUCUUUAUGGAGCAACAUGUUUACUGCUCUUGGUGGUCUUUCUGCUCUCGGUGAUAUGACUAGCACAGUAUUACAUUUGCGUCAAGGAACCUUGCAGUUUUUUGUAGAACCGAUAAGAGGAAGCUUAACUGGUGAGCCUCAUUCCCUAUGGAGAGGAGUUCAUAGAGGAACCAUUAUGUUGGGACGUUCUUGUAUUUAUAGUAUAGCUCAACCAGUCAGUCGUCUAAGCUGGGCUUUAGCAAAGGGUAUUGCCUACGGAAGUAUGAAUCGUGCAUUCAUUUCUACUUUAAGUGCACAUGAAGAAGAAUGGAAGCAUGCAACGGAUAUUUGGAAUGGGACUUUGAUGGGAUUACAAAGAUGGCGCACGUGUUUAAGUUACAUGUGUAAUGUUCCAUUUGGCGAAAGUGUUUCUCGUGAUAGCGAUGACUCAUUUGCAACGGAUACUUCUUCUUCUUCUUCAAUGGCAGCCGUUACAAGCAUUGUUUCUUUACCUCUUUCUGGAUUUUUCUUUUUUAUUUCGAAUGUGGCUGAAGGGACAAGAAAUAUGACAGGAUUGCAGGCCACAGAAAGUGAAAGAAUUCGGUUACCAAGAUAUGUGAUGAAAGGUUAUCCUAUCAAGAAAUACGAUCCUUAUGCUGCAAAGGGUCAAUAUUUACUUCGACAAACCGAUCCUCAACGACGUGAACGAUACAUCAUGCAUAUUCAACACGAGGAUUGGGAACAAGACAUUCCUUAUCAAACCUAUUUCAUUUUAUCUACGAGUCAUAUAACCGCAUUGAAACAACAAACAAAGGAUUCUUCUCGACAUAGUCCAAUAACCUUACUUUGGCGAAUUCCACAAACUGCCAUACAAAAAGUCAAUAUGACUCAUGAGGGAACAGAUUCGUUGCUAGAAAUCAGUUUCCGAUUACAAUCCACUGGUUGGCAAACUGCUUUGCAUUGGUUGGAUCCUUCUCGAAUAGUGGCUUCGAGUACUGCGGUGAUACCAUCGUGAUUCGUGAAACUGCUACACAAACACAACUG
Messenger RNA from Galdieria sulphuraria, 10748 nucleotides. RefSeq lists its product as uncharacterized. The coding region runs from base 19 to 10719 and encodes 3566 amino acids. The record is from RefSeq and is a predicted model, not a curated record. Gene Ontology annotation, biological process: protein retention in Golgi apparatus; protein targeting to vacuole. The transcript is spliced from 27 exons. Gene Ontology annotation, cellular component: extrinsic component of membrane. NCBI's taxonomy places the organism in Eukaryota, Rhodophyta, Bangiophyceae, Galdieriales, Galdieriaceae.